UUAUUGUAAUAUAUUUUAUGCCUACAAAAUUGAACCUAAUUGGAAUUUAUUUUAUUCUGCAAAUAUUAUAAUAUGAACUUUACUUUGAAUCUUUUUUACGUCCUUGUAUAUUUUUUUGCAUUUUGUAGUUUCUUGUGCAUUCAAAUUUCCUAUAAAUGCAUAAAGAUCCGCGGUCUAUUUAUAAUAUUUUCUUAUAAAGUUUUAUUUGUAUUAUUUUAAAUAAUAUUUAAUAGUUAUUCAGGUAUAUAUUCAGAUAUAGUCAUUCAGGUAAAAAUGAAGAAAAGUCGAAAGAUAGAAGCCAAGGAUUCCUUAAAUACUAGAUUACAAUAGUUUUGAUUGCACAAUGCCAUACCCAUUACCACGCAUGCUUCUUCAAAACCUUGUUCUCACAAUUACUUGUAGCAGGGAGUUUGGAAACUAACAGACAUUCACCGCGGGCAAUUUUCACGAAUGUUCGAGAUGCCAUAAAUACCGAGGAAAUGCUCAUGUUUUGGUCAGUUCCACGAUGAAUUCGAAAAGUACGCCGACGUUUCUAUUCGCUUGCUGCUUUCUGACACUUUGUCCAGGUGUUUACAGUCAUAUAAAAGAAAAUGGUCUCGAUAAAGAAGUCGUAUCUAACAGUACGCAGAUUAAAAAAGAUUCUGAGCCGUCGUCCCCCGUGUCGAAACUCUUCUUUCCUUCCUUUACAUACGAUACGGAUAGAAUAGCCGGUGGUUUCUAUGCUGUAAACGAACAGUUCCCCUUUAUGGCGGUCGUACAUCGAUUAUUACCAAACGGAGCGACUUCCCAGUGUGGCGGCACCGUAAUUUCGAAACGAUGGGUUCUAACGGCUGGCCACUGCAUAGGCUCCGGUUUCCCGCGUAAAUUCUUUGUUGUUUUUGGCAUCGUCAAUAAAUCAGGCAUAGGGUACGAUUCUAACAACGGGCCUGGUGUCUCGAUGAUUACGUCACUCGCUGUUGUUCAUCCAAAACAUGAUUACAACAAGAACGACGUCGGAUUGUUGUACAUGCCGCAGGAUAUACCGUAUAGUCAAAAAAUUCAACCGAUACGGCUGGCCUGUUACCACGAGACGAGAGAUGCUUUCGACGGCAUGACUGGCUAUGUAGUGGGGUGGGGAAAGGACGGCCAGGUCAGCAGAGGUACAAAGGCCCUAAAGUAUGCUCUGCUACCUAUUAUCGCCAACGAUUAUUGCAGCAAAUUCUGGCAAAUAGAUGAAGGGAAUAUAUGCACGGCAAAUGGUCUCGGGCAGAACGCCUGCCAGGUAUUAAGGAUUCCGAGGAAUA
Hylaeus anthracinus is the source of this 1283-nucleotide messenger RNA. RefSeq names its product serine protease SP24D-like. The record is from RefSeq and is a predicted model, not a curated record. The transcript is spliced from 3 exons. Gene Ontology annotation, molecular function: serine-type endopeptidase activity. The annotation marks the transcript as partial. Gene Ontology annotation, biological process: proteolysis. Lineage: Eukaryota; Metazoa; Arthropoda; Insecta; Hymenoptera; Colletidae.